UUAGGCGCUUGCUCAGAAACAUAGCAGCACUUUCCAGACAGACACCGAAGCGCUUAGGUCUCUUGUUUUGAGAAGGUUUCUUUUCUGGAUUAUUCUGAGAUAAAAGCCACGAUGCGUGUACUGCUUUUGCUCCUCGGAGCUCAUCUGGCUUAUGCUGGAACACACUCUCUGAGAUACUUCUUCACUGCUGUGUCUGGAGACAUUGACUUCCCAGAGUUCACUAUUGUUGGUCUGGUUGAUGAAGGACAGUUCAUGUACUUUGACAGCAAUAUAAUGAAAGUUGUGCCAAAGACAGAGUGGAUCGGAAAGAAUGAGGGAAAAGAUUACUGGGACAGUCAGACUCAGAUUGGUAUCGGCAAUCAUCAGAGCUUCAAAGUCGACCUCCAGACUCUAAAGGGACGCUUCAACCAGACCGGGGGUGUUCACUCGGUCCAGUAGAUGUACGGAUGUGAGCUGGAUGAAGACGGCACUAAACGAGGAUAUGAGCAGUAUGGUUAUGAUGGAGAAGACUUCAUCAGCUUUGAUAAGGACACACUCACCUGGACUGCUGCUGAUCCUCAAGCUGUGAUCACCAAGGUUAAAUGGGACUCCACAGGGGCAUUUGCAAAAUCAGAAACUAGUUAUCUGGAGAACAUAUGCAUCGAGUGGCUGAAGAAGUAUGUUGAUUAUGGCAGAGACUCUCUGGAGAGAAAAGUUUCAUCUCAGGUGUGUCUUCUUCUGCAGAAGUCUCCUUCGUCUCCGGUCUCGUGUCACGCUACAGGUUUUUAUCCCAGAGAGGUUUCUAUCUCCUGGCAGAAGAACAAACAAGAUGUUGAUGAAGAUGUGGAUCUGGGAGAACUUCUUCUCAAUGAAGACGGCUCUUUCCAGAAGACCAGCACCCUCAACGUUAAACCUGAGGAGUGGCAGAAGAACGAGUAUGAAUGUGUCGUGGAGCACAAGAGCAGAACCAUCAGAAGCGUCCUGAAAGGAGACAAGAUCAGAACUAACUCCGGUUCUGUUCCCAUCGGGUUGAUUGUUGGUGUCGUCGCUGCUCUUCUUCUUCUGGUGAUUCUUGGUGUCGCUGGGUUCAUGGUUUAUCAGAAAAAGAAAGGCUUCAAACCUGUUGCGUCUGAUGAUGGAUCUAACAGCUCCACUCGUUCAGAUCAAAAAGCUUGAAGAUGAGACCAGAUGAGUGCAAGAGAUGAAGUUAAAAGAAGAUGCUUGUCCUGCUGUCCAUCUUGCUUACAACAAACACACACACACACACACACACACACACACACACAGAAACACACAGAAACAAACACACACACAGAUACAGAAACACA
This is a messenger RNA of Puntigrus tetrazona (Sumatra barb), 1307 nucleotides long. Its product is annotated as H-2 class I histocompatibility antigen, Q9 alpha chain-like. Gene Ontology annotation, biological process: immune response. The record is from RefSeq and is a predicted model, not a curated record. The transcript has 9 exons. Lineage: Eukaryota; Metazoa; Chordata; Actinopteri; Cypriniformes; Cyprinidae. Gene Ontology annotation, cellular component: external side of plasma membrane.